Molecule: messenger RNA, 1971 nt
Organism: Anisakis simplex (herring worm)
Lineage: Eukaryota; Metazoa; Nematoda; Chromadorea; Rhabditida; Anisakidae
Source: the annotation of a GenBank genome assembly
AUGAAUCAAGUGGAUCAAACAGAAAAGUUAGCAGUUUUGGUAGAGCAAGCGAGUGUUUUCUAUUCGAGAGGUGAUCUUGCUCAGGCGUUACACUUGUACGACCAGGCUGUGCUUCUUGAUUGCACGAAUCAUGUUCUCUUCUCGAAUCGAGCCGCUAUUUUAUGUCGAUUGGGCAGAUUCGACGAGUCUCUGCAACAAGCUGAACAUUCGAUUCAACUGAAUCCUAAUUGGGCUAAAGCUUAUCUGCGGAAGGGUGACUCGCUGAAAGGAGCUGGCAAGUUCGAAAAAGCAAUCAUAGCGUAUUGCAAAGGUUUGACAGUGGAUAAAGAAAAUUCUCAACUGCUCAACGCGCUAAUCCAGUGCUCUUAUGCGAGUGCCAUACGAGAAGAUCUCUCAUCUGUUCUGAGUUCACUGAAGACCAUUAGUGGAUGUUUGGAUGCUUUCGUAGUGGUCAGUGCAAUCGGUGAACAACUACUGGCUCAUGGUCAUGCACCCGGCGCUAUCGUUGUAUUGAAUCAUGCAAUCGAUAUCGAUACCGAAUCGUUGCAAUUGAAACACUCCGUAUUGGGUGCUCUGUCGAGGGCACACUAUGAGCUACGCAACUAUCGCAAAGCCAUUGAUUAUCUUGAUAUACAACUCGAAAUCGCCCAUCAACUUGAAGAUGUGCCUAAUCAAUUGCUGAUUCACGAAAACAUUGCGAAAAUUGCUUUCAUGGAGGACGAACUUCCUCUUGCCAUUCUGCACAUCAGACACGCAAUUGAACUGAAACAUAAGCAAAAUGAACCAGCAGACAGUCUCUACGAGACACUCGGUGGUCUUUUCGCUCAAAUGGGUGAAGUGGACGCGGCCACAAUCGCAUUUUCAAAGGUCAAUUCGAUCAGUAUCAAUUUUCUGAUGAAUCGUGCGAAAAUUGCAAUCGCUAAGAACCAACUAGCCGAAGCAAUCGGCUAUUGUGAUCAAAUGGAGCGGAUGAGCGCCACUCCAGACGAACGAAUUACAGUGACACUAAUUCGAUGCAAAUGCCUUCUGAGACAAUCGGAGCCAAACAAAGCUCUACGAAUCCUUAAGUCAACAACUGCGAGAAUUUCCACUGAAGAACCAUCGCCAUUAGUUGUAGGCCUACUAUUUGGCAUACUAAGCGAAUGCAAUCUGGCUAUUGGUCAGUAUCGUAACUCCCGAAAAUGGGCCAAAAAGCAACUGAAGAUCGCAAUCGGAUGUUCGUCACGUAGUCUUGAAGCCGAUGCUCUCAGGAAUAUGGCGAGUGUGUACGAGGCAAUAGAGGAUCCUCGGAAUGCACUAACUUUGUGGAGCAAAUAUGAUGAGUUGAUUCAGAACGAUAACAUCGAAACGCGAUUGAACAGUCUAAAAUGUCUUGCAAAACUGAACGAGAGCUGCAACAAUAUGGAUCAAGCAGAAGAAGUGCUUCAGAANCGAUUGAGAUUAGCUGAAAGAAUCUCUUCAUCAUCAAUUGCCAUUGAUGCGCAUUCGGAUUUAAUUCGAUUCUAUCGGCAACAUAAACGAGAUCAGGAACUUCGACUGAAGCAUUUCGAGGCAAUGCGCAAUUUGUACAAUGAAAAUGGCACAACAGCCAAAGAAGCGGUGAUUCUGGAGGAUAGUGCCGAUUUCUCGUUUGAUCGAGGCGAUUUCAGCGAAGCGAUCGACCAUUAUGAACAAUGCCUUAUGCUCGUCCAAGAAGACGGCGAUGCAUCUCGUGAAGCAGAAAUCUGCGCCAAAUUGGGUGAUAGUCACUGGGCAUUGUUUCAUGCAAACGAAGCAAUUGCUUACUACGAACAAUCUUUAACAGUUCAUCAACAACUUGGCAAUAUUCGAGCAAUGAUGAAAAUUUACUGGAGUAUCGCGAAAAUACACCUGUCUCGAGAUGCAUAUCAAGAAUGCCAGUCAUGUCUCAGGUGUGUUUCAUAUCAUUAUUUCGUGCAUGAUCGAAUACUUCGUGUCUAUAUUCGUUUAUGA